AUGGGGGUGUGCAUGAGGGAGAGGAGGGUGGCCGAGGACACACUUCAGAUCAAACAGAACACCCGUUGCAGGCCAGGAAGCAGCCCUCCUGGUCCAGGCUGUUCCUUCUCCCGAGCUAAGGUCAGCAGGUGCUGGCUCUCCACAGGUCAGGAGGGCGGAGACAAGCCGCUGGCUGCCAGGCUAGAGGAGGAGGAAGCCCUGCAGAGUUCAGCCCCCCACACUCAGGAAGCCCCAAGUGAGGACGUGCCCCGCUCCUGCACCGCUCCCGGGGAGAAGCAACCAUCAGAGGCCCCUGGAGGAGUUGCUGGGGCUGGUGCUGGGAGAGCCUGCCCGCGCCAGGGCUCAGGGGCUCUCCGCAAAGACAGAGCCCUGGGCCCGCCUAGACCCCAGCCUCAGGGGGAAGGGCAUCCUCUCCCGGUGCGAGAGGGGAAGCUGGGGAAGAGGCCCUACUCUCCAGCCGCUGGUAAGCAGAAAAAGCCUAACGCUGUGGGCCUGGACUCCACGGCAUCUCCCAGUGUCGCUAACCCAGCCCGGGCCACGUACAACCCAGUGCCUUGUGGGUCAGGCCGGGGCUCCUGCCAUCUGGCCAACCUCCUCAGCACGUUGGCCCAGAACGGCCAAAACACAGGCCAGAAGAAGUCCCCGGAUGUGACCUGCCAAGGCCGGAAAAAGACGCGGACUCUAUACCGCUCGGACCAGCUGGAGGAGCUAGAAAAGCUCUUCCAAGAAGACCACUAUCCGGACAGCGAUAAGCGCCGGGAGAUUGCCCAGAGGGUGGGAGUCGCCCCCCAGCGCAUCAUGGUAAAGGGCCCUGGCCCUGGGGUGGGGUGGAGGGGAGCCCGCCCUCAGGCUCUACCCUGUUUCUCAAGCUCUUCGGGUGUCUCUCCCCUACAGGUGUGGUUCCAGAAUCGCCGGGCAAAGUGGCGAAAAGUGGAGAAAAUGACUGGGAAGGAGAGCACGGACGCUACUGCUGGCUCUGCCCUCAGCCCCACCAGCAACCAGUGCAGCUCUACAGCCGGACCGCCACCUGCUGUGCCCGCGGACCGGGAGCCUGGGACCUUCGCUCAGGAGCCCCCACUGGAUCCCCUUCCAGAGCCCCCCAUGCUGCUGACAUCUGACCAGACUCUGGCCCCGACCCAACAGAGUGAGGGUGCCCAGAGGGUGGAAGUGACCCCACCACUAUUCAGCCCCCCACCUGUCCGAAGAGCCAGCCUUCCUUUCCCCCUCGGCCCCGUGCACACCUCCCAGCUGAUGUCUUUGCUGCUGGAUACCCCAGGCAACGAGAACAGCCGCAAGGAUGGCCCUUGUGGGUCGUGGGGGACAAGCGUCACGCCACCCCCCGCCUGCUCGUACUUGGAGGAGCUGGAACCCCAGGAAUAUCAACCCAGCAGCCAGCCAGGACCGUUCCAGUUCUCCCAGGCUCCACAGAGCCAGCUUUUCCAACACCCCCAGCCCCAGUUUCCAUACCUGCACCCCUUCCCCUUCCACAUGCCCAGCUCCCUGACCCCUCCACUGCUGGAAGACUCUCUGUCUGCACUGUCCUAUGGCCCCAGCGGGGGCACAUCCCAGGGCCACUUCCAAGGCCCUCCAUCAGGGCAGAUCCCGCUGCAGCCACCCGCUGGGAACAUGGGUACAGUCCCCUGGAAUGACCCCUGCUUGCCAGACCUGCCCUUGCCCAGUUCCUUCUGUCCACCAGCUCUGGGGGGCCCCCCGGGAGGGGACGGCUACUUCCUGGAUCUGUUUGCAGCCCCUUGUGCUCAGGCUUCGAGCAGGCAGCCUUCUCCAGGCCUCGCCCGGCUUCCUGAAGGGACCAGGCCCGGCGCGGAGCCCCUACUCAGCAAGGCCCAAGAGGAGCUGCCCGCCGCCGCUGUGGAGCUGCCCUCAGCCCCCGAGGAGGGCCGAGAGGAAGACUAG
Messenger RNA from Lipotes vexillifer (Yangtze River dolphin), 1914 nucleotides. RefSeq names its product NOBOX oogenesis homeobox (gene NOBOX). Bases 1 to 1914 code for a protein of 637 amino acids. The transcript has 8 exons. NCBI's taxonomy places the organism in Eukaryota, Metazoa, Chordata, Mammalia, Artiodactyla, Lipotidae. The record is from RefSeq and is a predicted model, not a curated record. Gene Ontology annotation, biological process: regulation of transcription by RNA polymerase II. Gene Ontology annotation, molecular function: DNA-binding transcription factor activity, RNA polymerase II-specific; RNA polymerase II cis-regulatory region sequence-specific DNA binding.